AUGCUGCCUCAGUCGGAUCGAUCUGUGUUCACGCAUGGAGACAUCGCGCCGCGCAAUAUCAUAAUUGACGAGCAGAAUAAUAUCAGCGGCAUUCUGGACUGGGAAUUCGCGGGAUGGUAUCCUGAGUAUUGGGAGUAUGCGCAAAUCAUGCGUCCGGCGUUCCGAGGAGACUGGUCGGUCUGGAUGGAGAAGACUGCGCCAGAGCGGUGGGAUCUCUCAGGAAUUAAUGCUGCCAGGAAGGUUUUAUUCUGA
Messenger RNA from Penicillium taxi, 252 nucleotides. RefSeq lists its product as uncharacterized. NCBI's taxonomy places the organism in Eukaryota, Fungi, Ascomycota, Eurotiomycetes, Eurotiales, Aspergillaceae. The transcript has a single exon. The coding region runs from base 1 to 252 and encodes 83 amino acids. The record is from RefSeq and is a predicted model, not a curated record.